AUGGACAACGAAGACCAGCUAGACCUCGCUCCCGAGGCUCAAAGGGCAAACACCACAGGGGUCAAGAACGAGGAAGGCGAUGACAACCCGCCUGCCAAUGGGGACCAAGAACAUCUCGCGGUGGUCCUCGAAGAGGAGCGCAGAAAUCCAGACAGUGAUCCGGCCCAGGUCAAUGGCAUACUGAAUCAAGGCUAUCGGCACCUGCUACAAGACCGCGACGAUGCUUCCGAGAGCGGGUCGGCCGACGGGCUACCUCGCCGAGCUGGUAGUCCCAUCGACUCUCUGCUCUCCGUCCCAGACGAUUCUCCUUCAGUCCAGGGCUCGGUUCUGUCCUCGCCAGGGAGCAGUCUUCUCCCGUCGAUAGCCUCACGACCCGGCCUGAACAGCCCCACCCCGUCCUUUAGACCGUUCGAUCGACGAUUCCAAUCAAGGAUACCCUCGUCCUCAAGUCUAUCACCGCGGCCAUCUUCACCUGCGUUCUUGGGUGCUCACAGCCGAAACGUCUCUCUGACGAGUAAUAUACAGCUCGACAGCGCCGAUACGGAGACACCAUCACCACCUUGGGAGGUCGUGCGGUGGACACGACUGAACAAGCUAAAUGGCCAGGCAUUCUCCGAGGCUGGGAAGCGGAGUUUUGGGUCCCCGACAUGCAUCGCCGUAUCCACGUCUAUCGUCAUCGGAACGUCCAAGGGCAUAAUAUUAAUGUUUGAUUACAAUCAGAACCUCAAGACCAUCAUCGGACCUGGGACGAAAGCUGUCGAGUCUGGAGCCAUCACCGCAGUCGCGAUAUCGGCGGACCAAACUGCUAUCGCCGGCGGCCAUGCGAACGGAAAUAUCUUCAUCUGGGACACCAGCCGUGCUUCCCGCCCAUUCCUCGACAUACCCCAUCUCGAGGAUUCUCAACUUGCCAAUCGGACCGUGGAUGGCCAUUUUCCCAAUGUAGCCAUCACCCAUCUUGGGUUCUUGGGUACAAGAAGAACUGCGCUUGUGUCGGCGGACGAUCGUGGCAUGGCAUUCUCCCAUCUCGCGACACGUGGGACAGGUGCGCUGGGAAGAACAGUCAAGACUGUUCGAAUCCUUGGCCGAUACCCCAACGCACCGCCUCCGUCGAGUGGGAAGCCGCUCAAGCCAAGCACAGUUUUGGCCUUCUCGCCGUUACCGCUCGGAAAUGUGGAGUUGAUGACGGACUCCAUGGGACUCACUGCGAUGCUCACGCCAUACUUGUUGGUCAUUGUGUCGACCACACCCAUCGCUCAGACGCAGCACAAAUCUGCGAGGCCCAAGGAUGUGGCCCCCCAUAGUGCUAUGAGUGGCUGUCUGGCAUGGUACCCAGCAGUAAAGCUUAAGGUGCCUGAUCCGCAUACAGGCAGCACAAUGUCAAAGGUCAAGCUUGUGUAUUGCUGGUCCAACAUUCUGACCGUCCUUGACAUUGACGAAAUACCGUCUGAGGACAAGGACAAGCCGCCGACCCUGAAGUUCAGAGCCAGGAGCCGCUGGAAAUGCGAGGAAGCCAUCGUCGCCGUCCAGUGGCUGAGUCGGUCGGUUCUGACCGUCCUGACCAUAACCCAGCGCCUGAUUGUUCUGGAAGAUCGCUCCAUGCGAAUGACUGAGGCCUUUGAUCUCAUUCACAAGCACAUUUAUCAUGCCGACAUCUUCUCGUCGCAACUCCACAACUUGGUCGAGCAGCUUGACGAGGAGGACGUUGCUAUGCAUGGCGUCGUGGCCGAUGCUUUCUACAUGAGCCUGAAGACAUAUAAGGGCCGGAUCUUCCUGAUGGGUUUCAACGACGUCUCGAUAGGAGCUCUCUCCAAUUGGGCAGACCGACUGAUCGCCCUCAUGGAGGAUGGAGACUAUGUCGGUGCCAUUCAACUCGCCACGUCAUACUAUACUGGGGAUGCAAACAAGUUGACCAUCGGUCUCCCCGAGGAUACAGAUAUGCGACAUCAAAUGGUCCUCGACAAACUCAUGGAAAUCAUGAGCGCGUCUCUGAAGUAUGUCUUUGGCCAACGGCAAAAGACUCGACAAAGUGGUGACGACCACCACCUGCGAGAGCUCGCUGAGACGUGCUUCACCGCUUGCCAGAGUGUAGGCGACAUGGAAUUUCUGUUCGACGAGAUGUACGAAUGGUACGAAGACGCGGAUGUUGAAGGCAUCUUUCUUGAAGUGCUGGAGCCGUACAUUCUAGAGAGGGCGAUAACGUCUGUCCCUCCAGCAGCCGUCAAGGCCAUAGUCCUUCAUUUCGUUGGUAGAGGCUGGGAGAGUCGACUGGAAGAUAUGUUGGUGCAUAUGGACACUUCCACACUCGACAUUGACCAGGUUACCCUACUCUGCAAACAACACAGCCUCUACGACGCGCUUAUCUAUGUGUGGAACCAGGCGUUGAGCGACUACAUCACGCCAUUGAUCGACCUGCUGUCCCUCCUUGUUCCUUUCAUGCAAAACGGGGAAUACGUUGCGUCUGGCAGUCUUGAGAACAACGAGAUCUUCAGUGUCAAUGCGCUCAAGAUGUUCCCUUAUCUGUCCUAUACCCUCACGGGGAGGAUAUACCCGACUGGAGACCAGAUGGACGAGUCGAGGGCGUUGCGGGCAAAAGCAGAACUAUACUGGUUCCUGUUCUCUGGACAAAGUAUCACCUGGCCAAAAGGAGGUGAAAGUCCUUUUCUGACUAGACCUUCAGAGGACGUCGAGCCAUCCUUCCCGUACUUGCGCAUGAUUCUCAAGUUUGACGCCCCGAGCUUUCUAAGUACCAUCAAUGAAGCCUUCGAGGACUCAUUCCUGAAUGACUCUCCCGAGAAACAUCUGAACGGGAACAGCACGGUGGAUCUUCCAGAGGAGCAAAUCUUUGGGCGCACGGUUGAUCGACAAUAUGUGGUCUCGAUCCUCCUUGAGAUCAUGAAUUCUGAGGACUUUGCGCCUGAAGAUACGAUCUACCUCGACAUGUUCAUCGCACGAAACCUGCCCAAGUUCCCCCAAUACUUGCUGAUCUCGGGCUCAACGCUGAAUCGAGUGAUUGCCGGCCUGUGCAAUUUCCCGGGCACAGACUUGGCCGAGGAUGCGCAGCUGAGCGCAGAAUAUCUGCUUUCAGUAUAUCAGCCACCGGACAUGGCCUCGAUUAUUCCGUUGUUCAAGCAGGCCCGCUUCUUCCGCAUCCUGAAGCGUACCUACAAGACCGAGGAACAGUACGGCAACUUGAUAGAUGCUUACUUCGAGGACCCAGAUGAUCGCAACGGCGUCUUCGACUGUAUCUCUGAAUGCCUGAGGUCCAACACGUCAUUAUCCAAGAAGAGCAUGGCGGACGUGCUUGUGGCCAUGCGGAGGCACUCAGUUGAGUUGGUCGAGCUGGAUGCCGAGCGCACAGCACAGACAGUUGCUGACUUUGCUCCCGAACUACACCAGCACUUCUUGGAGUCCUUGGAUGACGGAUCCGCGCUCCAGUACAGCUAUCUCCGUGCUCUGCUAGAGCCAGUGUUAGAUGGGACGACGACGAAGUCCACAUCACAGGAUCGGGACCUCGUGGAAAUGUAUGUGCGCCUCAUGUGCCAUCACGACCCGAGUCAUGUAUCCGAUUACAUUGGCUCUGUGCAGAACACUGAUUUGCGGCUUGACCAUCUUCUGCCAACCAUGGAGGAGACAAAUGUCAUCGAUGCCGCCGUGACACUGAUGGCGCGUGACGGCAAGGUUCAGGACGCCAUGGCCCGUUUGACCAAACAUUUGGGUACCUUGGAAUCGGCAUUACAUGGCAUACUCUCCUCGACGGAGGGGCACAGUGACGAGGACAGCCGGCAAGCUGCUGCUGAAGACAUUCUGAACACCAUGCAACGGUACACGCAUGUCGGUAUAUGGCUUUGCCAGGGCCAUAUGAAGUCUUCUAGGAAGUCCAAGGCGUUGGCAAAACGGCCCACCGCGACCGCGGAUAAGGAGCUCUCCAGCGACGAGAAGCUGUGGCUCGAGCUAAUUGAUGCUUCGGUCAAGAUCUCGCGCAGCUUGUCUCCAUAUCUGGAUAGCAGCAAGGCCGCGGAAGCGAAUGGGGAAGACUACUCUCACGUAUUUGACUCUGAGAAGCUGCUUACUCUGCUCAGGUCGCUUGUCCAGCACACUUUCACGGCGCUCUUAGCGGCUACCUCGACACAGGGCGUGGACUCCGGGGAUGCGAAGACCCGCGUGCUCAGCGGCUCAGGCCGAGGGAGUUCAACCUUCCUGCGCAUCCUGCGAGCAUUUCUGACCACCGCAGCCACCUCAUCACCCAGUCUUGCCGACCUUCGCCAGGUUUUGACCUCCAUCUUCUCAGCUUAUGCGUACGAGGAGAACAUUCUCCAGCUGUCCAACCGGCUGCUGGAGCAGCAACUCUUUGCGAACGUGAAGCAGGCUGUCGAGCUCCGCCAGCGCGGCUGGAGAUCAAGGGGCUCCACAUGCGAGGCGUGUGGCAGCAGAGUCUGGGGCCCGGGGGUGAGCGGUAACGUUUUCGAGGCGUGGGAGGAAAAGCAGGCCGUUGAGGAGCAGAAGCGUGCGGCCAAGCAGCUUGCCCUACGGUCGGCAACUGACCGGUGGAAGGGCGGCGGCGGUGGUGGUAAUGGUGGUGCGGAGGUCAACGACGGGCUAACCGGCAAGGGUAAAGGCAAGGGCAAGAGCACCGACGUCAGCAACGACUUGGUAGUGCGCCCUAAGGCACAAACAGAUGGCCUGAUGGGUCAGAACAACGAGGAAGACCCACGUGAUCCCUCAUCACAGGCGGUGGCUUCUGGUGGCCAAGAGCCCUCGCAAAAUCUGGGCCCGCUCGUGGUCCUGGCUUGCCGGCACAUAUAUCACCAGCGGUGCCUGGACAUGCUACAGGCAGGAUCCCCGAAGGGCGAUGGGAAUGGAGUUACCCCUGGCGAAGUCACAGAUGCUGCUGGAGGAGCAGAUUAUGCGGCUGCCAGGACGAUAGACGAUUAUGGCCGGGUCGUGGUGGCGUAUAGAUGUCCUAUUGACGGAUGA
Microdochium trichocladiopsis is the source of this 4974-nucleotide messenger RNA. RefSeq names its product Golgi CORVET complex core vacuolar protein 8-domain-containing protein. Gene Ontology annotation, biological process: endosomal vesicle fusion; protein targeting to vacuole. Lineage: Eukaryota; Fungi; Ascomycota; Sordariomycetes; Xylariales; Microdochiaceae. Gene Ontology annotation, cellular component: HOPS complex; late endosome. The record is from RefSeq and is a predicted model, not a curated record. Gene Ontology annotation, molecular function: protein binding. The transcript has 3 exons. Bases 1 to 4974 code for a protein of 1657 amino acids.